Molecule: messenger RNA, 1597 nt
Organism: Herpailurus yagouaroundi (jaguarundi)
Lineage: Eukaryota; Metazoa; Chordata; Mammalia; Carnivora; Felidae
Gene: SLC17A9
Product: solute carrier family 17 member 9
Exons: 12
Coding region: 269-1597 (442 amino acids)
Biological process (GO): ATP transport; transmembrane transport
Cellular component (GO): membrane
Molecular function (GO): transmembrane transporter activity
Source: RefSeq, a predicted model, not a curated record
CCCGCGGCCAGACUUCACGGGAGCCGGAGCCGCAGGGAGGUGGACCCUGACAGCUGCCGGUGGAGCGCAGGGCGGGGACCGAGUGUGUGCCCCGCCCCAUCCGCCCUCCCUCUGUGGUGGCCGUCUGGGGGCGACACGUCCUAAGAGCAGAGCACCAGACGGAAGCACGGCUGGGACUGACACGUGGCCUUGGGCGGCGCUGCCCCGUGUGGGUUGGAGAGGCGGGCGCCCGACCUGGACGCGCUGUGCCCGCGGACGGCUGCCCCCGAUGCAGCCGCUGCCACCGGAGGAGGCCCGCAGGGACGGGGCUGAGGACGCCCAGUGGUCCAGGCCCGAGUGCCAGGCAUGGACGGGGACGCUGCUGCUGGGCACGGGCCUGCUGUACUGCGCCCGGGUCAGCGUGCCCGUGUGCGCCGUCUCCAUGAGCCAGGACUUCGGCUGGAACAAGAAGGAAGCCGGCGUCGUGCUCAGCAGCUUCUUCUGGGGCUACUGCCUGACUCAGGUGGUGGGCGGCCACCUGGGGGACCGGAUCGGGGGUGAGAAGGUCAUCCUGCUGUCCGCCUCCGCCUGGGGCUUCAUCACUGCCGCCACCCCGCUGCUCGCCCGCCUCAGCAGUGCUCACCUGGUCCUCAUGACCUUCUCGCGCAUCCUCACGGGCUUGCUCCAAGGGGUCUACUUCCCGGCGCUGACCAGCCUGCUGUCACAGAAGGUACGAGAGAGCGAACGUGCCUUCACCUACAGUGCCGUGGGGGCCGGCUCCCAAUUUGGGACGCUGGUGACGGGGGCCGUGGGCUCCCUGCUCCUGGACCGGUACGGCUGGCCUAGCGUCUUCUACCUCUCCGGCGGGCUCACCCUGCUGUGGGUGUGUUAUGUGCACAGGUACCUGCUGAGUGAAAAAGAUCUCAUCCUGGCCUUGGGCGUUCUGGUGCGAGGCCUGCGGGUGUCCAGGCGCACCAAAGUUCCCUGGAGACAGCUUUUCCGGAAGCCCUCUGUCUGGGCAGCCAUCUCCGCUCAGCUGUCGUCCGCGUGCGCUCUCUUCAUCCUCCUCUCCUGGCUGCCGACCUUCUUCAAGGAGACGUUCCCUAGCUCCAAGGGCUGGGUCUUCAACGUGGUGCCCUGGCUGGUGGCCAUCCCCGCCGGUCUGUUCAGCGGGUUCCUCUCCGACCAUCUCAUCAAUCAGGGUUACAGAACCAUCACUGUUCGGAAGUUCAUGCAGGUGAUGGGCCUUGGCCUGUCCAGCGUUUUUGCCCUGUGUUUGGGGCACACCUCGAGCUUCUGCAAAUCUGUGGUGUUUGCAUCAGCUUCCAUCGGCCUGCAGACCUUCAACCACAGUGGCAUUUCCGUCAACAUCCAGGACCUGGCUCCAUCCUGUGCCGGCUUUCUGUUCGGUGAGAGCCACUGGCCCCCGGCUGCCCCGCCCGCCUCUGGUGCAGGUGUCGUGGGCGUGUGCUUGGGAGGCUACCUCAUCGAGACCACGGGCUCCUGGACGUCCAUGUUCAGCCUGGUGGCUGCCAUCAGCAGCCUGGGGCUGUGCAUCUUUCUGCUGUUUGGAGAGGCCCAGCGCGUGGACCUGAGCCCUACCCAUGAGGACCUCUAG